GUUAUUUGUUUAUCCUAGGAAUUAAUAUCAUUGGAAUCGAGAUUGGUCUUUGUAGUUUGUUACUUAUGAUGAAUGAGCAGAGUAAGCCGGGGAAUCCAUCUGCCCCGGUAAUACUACCGGCAAAGAGGAGACGUGGGCGUCCACGCAAAGAUGGGAGUGUUCCUAAACGAGGGAGCUCUCUAACGCCCGCAACUUCUGCACCGGAGAUGGUGAAGAAAACCCAAGCUGUGGAAGCGAAUCAGAUGGAUGGUACGGUUGAAAACAUGGUUGGGAGAAUGGUCUCGGGUGUAAUUGAUGGCUGUUUUGAUGCGGGUUAUUUUCUGACUGUGAGGGUUGGCAAUAGCAACACGUUGCUUCGUGGCGUUAUUUUUCAACCGGGGCGAUUCGCUCCCAUUUCAGCAUCAAAUGAUGUUGCGCCGCAGGCUAAAAUGUAUCAGAGAAGAGAUAUCCCUGUGCCCGUCCCCAACCUUCAAGGGCAGAAUGACGGCAUGAUUCCCCAGUCGGAUAAGCUCGUUAAGCAGCCCGUUCAGUUGGGACCUCAGCCCGCCAUGGAUGCCCAGCAAGUUUUGCCGUCUAAGCCAACAUCUAGCGAUACAUUUGUUCUUAAUAAUCAGAUGAACCAACCGCCCUCGGUAAUGGUUCCUCAACCCGGUCCGUUUUCCAUACAGAUGAAUAAUAUGUCAAGGGGUGGCUCGGGUUUUCCCUUUGGAGGAAAAAUCAUGGUGCAUCAGAAUCCCGAUCAGAGACUUCAAAUUCAGUCGCAACCAGGCCAUCGACCUCAGAGUCUCGGGAUGGUUGAACAUGAUGAGGUGAUGCAGGUAUUCGAGCUUUCAACGCAAUCUGAAAUGCCUAAAGUCGGUUCGGAAGGCGAUAAAACCGAUAUGUUGCCCAGCGAAGGAACUAGCAACCAGUUAUCGCAAACUCACAACCAGGCUCUAGGAUCCAUGGCUCAGCAGUGUUUUAUGUCUUAUAAUUUGGAGCAGUCUAACUCUCGGCUUCCCCAGAACCCUGCUGCUGCGACAGUUUCUCAAACGGUGGAUUCAGAAAGCCAAGACGUCGAAUCUGAAAUGGAGAAAAGCCAGUUCGAUAGUGGCGAGGUUAGGCAUCCGAAUCACCACGAGCAGCAGCACGAAACGCCUAUCAAUUCUCAGCCUCCACCUAUUCAAGAAAAGCCUUCUGCAAUGGAGCCCGGGCCAUUCGUUCAUUCUGAAACCGUUGAGCUCCACCAAACUCCCAUUGUUGCAGAACUUCAAUUCAUUUCCCAGGAACCCGAGGCUGCAGAAUCUGAGCUUAAGCCGAGCGAUCCCAACAAUCCCAACAACGAACUAAAGAGCCCGGUUCCUGUCCACCACCAAGAUCAGACACUCGAGAAACUGGGAACUACCCAAACGCCCCAACCUCUAGAAGUCGAGCACGCCAGCCCAAAUUUCGAGUGCCACCACAACCCUGCAGUUGGUAACGCCCAAAAUGUGCACCAAGAACUGAUGAAUGACGCCAUGGACUUCAUGAUGGAAAAGCCCGCUUCUCCAAAGAACAACAACGUAACCCAACAUUCCCCCGAGGGCAAGCCAAUGAGCGACCCGACUGAGAACGCUAUGAGAGGACCGCAGUUUUCACUGGAAAGCACUGGCCAAAUUCUAACUCUUGGUAUUGGAGGAUCUGACAAUCCAGGGAGAUUUGAUACCCCGUUCUACAACCCAGUUAGCGGGACAACUGACUUCGGGUUCGUCCUCGGUGACUUUGUUCCGCCCACGGGCAAUCCAAACAACAUGCCGGAAACUCAACAUAGAUGAAGAUUAGCAGAACAAAAUUCUGGUGCAACAUAGGUGUAUCAAAAUGAAUUGAUCUUUGAUGCUUUUUCCAUGGGUUCCUACGAGUCUAAGUAUGUAUUAGGAUGUUUUUUCUCUGCCUUCAGAUUUAGUUGGCAGUUAACUCUUUAGUAAUAUGAAGUCUUCUUUACUUUUGCA
This is a messenger RNA of Ipomoea triloba (trilobed morning glory), 1967 nucleotides long. RefSeq lists its product as uncharacterized. The record is from RefSeq and is a predicted model, not a curated record. The transcript is spliced from 2 exons. The coding region runs from base 66 to 1793 and encodes 575 amino acids. NCBI's taxonomy places the organism in Eukaryota, Viridiplantae, Streptophyta, Magnoliopsida, Solanales, Convolvulaceae.